AAUUAUUUGACAAAUAACAAACUUUUGAAAAGAACAGAAAAAUGAAUCAAUAUAUGUUACGCUAAUGAUUUUAUAGGCACCUGUUAUUGCUUGCAAGACAUUGGCAAGGGCGCUAAGAGGUUUUAAGAAACUUAGAUAAAGCUGAAGACGAGGGAUACUUUUGUGACCACGCCCUUAGCUUGUAAUGCAUUUCGGAAUUUUUCGGAAACCCCAAAAUUAGAAAACACAGAUUGUGCUUCCUUUAAGCAAAGGGGGCAGUGUAUGGGGUAGCUUUAGUAGUAGGAAAACAUUAUCAAAAGGAGUUAUACAGGGGUCCGUACUUGGCCCCCUCUUCUCUGUUUCUCCGCUCGGCUCCUGAAACUUCUCUAGGCUUCACCUACCCAACUUAAGAUAAUGAGCACAUUAAAGCUAUCUGCCAAAAGCAAAAGAAUAAGAUUAAGGUUUUUUCAAUAGUUUAAAAAAAUACUUGACCCUCAAAAGGCAAACCUGUUCUAUAACUCAUUUAUACUGACAAAUUCUAACCACUGUCCAUAAGUCUUGAUGUUUUGCGUAAAAAUAGUCCUCGUUGAAAUCCAUGGGGUUCAUAAGCGUGCCCUGAGUGUGCUGCUAAAUGAUUUUGACUCCAGUAUUGAAGAGUCACGGGAACAAGUAAGUCACAAAACAUGCAAAAAAUUGCAAAAACUUAUGCUAGAGAUACAAUUGCAUUAUUUGUGGGAUCUUCUCUUACCCCUCGAAGAUUUUCGAUAGAAAAGUGCUUUCGUAUACAGUAAAUUAAGAAUAAACGACCUUCUCCAAUUUCCUAAAACCAGGGCUUAAAAAGAUGGCAACGAGUCUCUUUCAUUGAGGGGUAGCAUAGUCAUGAAUCGGGUUCAUUGUUUCAUUUCAGGCAUGGGGACAGGGUUGUCAUUAUUAUUAUUAUUAUUAUCGCUUGAAUUCUAGUACAUUGCCCGAUGACGCAAUGUAAAGAAAAUGGCGGAAGCAAUCCGCUCUGAGAAAACAAGAAAAAAGGUUAGAAAGGCAAAGAAAGGCAACAAAGAUGUACAAGCGGCAAAAUGGCAUGUAGAUGAAAUCAACGAAGAUACUGAUCACAAAGAUGAAAAGUCAGAAUUUGAUGAUAGGAAGGAUUUCCGCAAAGAAUCGCCCAAUAAUGAUAAUGCUACCUCUAUGGAAUAUACAGAAUCUUCACCAAAUGAUGUUUCCAAAGAAAAUGCAGAAAUUGGGAAUGAUGAUAUCAUGAUUACUUCAAUGGCCGAUGAUGAUGCCAUCAAAGGCCAACUCACAAAAGAGAUAAAUCCCCCUGCUUCUAGAGAAGUACAUGAAGAAUCUAGUAAAAAUGUAGACAGAACCGAUGAAAGGCUUUGCUCUGCAACUGAAAGCAAUACAAAUCAAUUUGAAAGCAACAUUGCUGAAGAAUCAAUAAAAGUUACAGUUGAAAAUGGAAAGCUGUUGGAUGGUGCUUAUAAUAAAGAGCUUUUGGGGGAAAUAGAAACAGGCCACAAAUCUGAUGAGGUUGUAGCUGUCUCUGCCAAUGAACAUGCUGUAUUGGGUCCUUCCAUGAAAGAUAUUAGCCUAAAUGAGGCAACCACCUUAAUUGACCCUAUGGAACAAAGCCUUAUUGAAGAAAACAGUGAAAGUAAUUCUGCUGUUUAUGCACAAGAUCUUUCAUAUAAAGGAUCUACCAUAAGUGAACCUUCUAGAGUUAGACAAUUACCAGAUGUUAAGCUUAAGGAAACUCUGCCUAUUAUUCCAGUGCCAUCAAUAAUGGUAGAAGAACUCAGGCCAUUUACUGAGGAGCAGCUCAAAAUGUUUUACUAUAAUCCUGAGUUGGAGCAGAUUACGGUAUUCAUUGACCAAUUUUUACAGAAUGUUGUCAAGGAUACACAUGAGUUUUAUGAUCUAGUUAACACCCAUUAUAAAUGCCGGCUUCACUUAUUGAAAAUUAUGGAUCAAAUCAAGGCCACAAGAUCUGGCAUCGCUUCCACAUGUGAAAACAUUUGGAUUACGAAAAAGGAAACAUUAGUUUUUGAGGGUUUUUGCCAAGAUCGGAAUCUUGUUAAGGAAACUGUUCACCAUGAAAUAGCUGAAUUCAACGAACAAGAAGCAUCAACAAUUAAUAGACACUUGAAAGAUUUAAGAAGCUUUGUUCAUGAGGACUUCCAGCUGUCAUCUUAUAACAGCCAGCUUGCAAAGAUUCGCGUGGAAUGCUAUAUACAUGAAAUGAUUGACAGCUCCCCGUUGUUUAAGGGUAUUACAACCCGGGAUCAGAUAUCAGCGGCAUUGCCAGGACGCCUUCAUAAGGACGAUCUUGAAAGGUUGUGUGACCUCCAGGAUGCAAUCACCAUACUUUUCUCAUUCAAAAGGCUAGGUGCAGUUGAAGAAGAAUUUUGCAAAGAUGUUGAUACAUGGCUUGUACGCCUUAUUUCAACCCUUCAAAGGGCGGGGGCGCUUCCUGACCAUUUCUUCAUCCUCAAUCAUGUUAUUCGAUGCCCUCCUGGCUCAAUUGUAUCAAUUGCCAGCUUCAUCCAGUUCCCAGAUUUCCAGUCAAUCGUCACGAACGAAGUUUGGAACUCGCCACUUGUCCAUCAUUUUGUUGUCAUGUUGGCAACCGUAGCACUUCCUAUCAAAGAAAGGUCUAGUUUUCUUAUGAAGUACAAGCAUUUAAUGAAGCCCACAACAAUGAGAAGUAUGAGCUGGACACUAGUAGAUGAAGACAGGGAGGAGGAUGAGAACCCUGAAGACACGUGGCACAUGCUAUUGGAAAACGAUCUUGUCGCGAUAUUUGAGCAGUUUCCAUUCGAGAAUCUUUUCCACUACUUACUUAGAAUGGAAACAGGGCAUGAUGAAAUAGGAUAUUCUGUAACGAACUCAACCAGUAAUGACAUUGUACACCUGUUGUCUUUUACGUCUUGCAUCGUAAAACUGCUCGGAAAACUCUUUGACACGUACAAUAUGCUGAGGUACCGCCAAUUCGUUAAGAGGAUCAGCAGAAUGAUCAGGUGGAUCGUUCAAAUCGUAUCUGACCACUGGUGUGCGUAUCGAAGCUGGAGAAUGGAAAUAUGCGGCGAUUCAGACAAAGAUAUUCCGAAGUUUUUGACGGUUGUGCCACAGUUUAGUCUUGAAAGGCUUCAGUUGGAAUUUGAUCAGUUUUUUGGUAAAGCUUCGGAGCAGAUACUCAACUCGCAGAGCACCAGUGCUUUGCAGUUCUUGGCAGCGAUGCCUUACGAGGCAAUAUCUACUAACGCUGCGUGGUCGCUGUUGAACAGGCUUGUACGCACACCUGUCAAUCAAAAUAGCCAAAACACAACGUAUUCUUCUGAGUUCCUGAGAAACGCAUCGAAUGCGUCUGGAGAAAUGGUGUUUUUCAUCACAUCUUUGUCCUUUAUGGCCAUAUCGCGUUCUACAGAUGACCAGGAAUUUAUUGAAUGUGCAGCGAAAUGCAUUGUUGAGAUCACUUAUAGUGACGAAAAAAUUAGAGAUUUCAACGAGCGGGAUUGCCGCGACUCGUUGGCAGCGAUUUCAUCUGCGCACCCUUUCGUCAUGUCAUCAUUACUACAUGAUAUCGGACAGCUAAUGGAAAAGCUUCAAAUGAGCUGUGUAUACCUUUUGAAAGCAUUGCCAUUUGACGUUUGGAUCCCAAGAGUGCCCGAUCUGGAGCUGCUUAGAUCGUGGUUAUUAGAGCACCCUCUUGAUUCUAUCAAAAGUAAAAUGGCAAGGGCUGUUUUUUCAAAAAUCAACUUUGACGUUAACCAGGAAAGCGGUGGCUUGUUUCUACCACAGAAGUACCACUUUUCGGUGGCUGUUAUGCUAGUCGAAGUCUUUGGCUCGUGUGUUCAAGACGGCCCCGGUGGACUUAAGACUUUGGAGUAUCAAAACAAUGACUUAAUAAGUCAGGUCAGUGCAUUAGCCUGCCAAUCAAUCAACAAGAUUCUAUACUCUAAAGUACAAGAUGAAUUCCUGAAAUGGUGCUGGGAUGUUCUACUGUCACUGAAACUGCAUUCAUUUGAUUUUGAUGCUGAUGAGAACGAUGAUCAGGACCGCCAUGUUUUGCUGGCUCUCGAUGAAAACAGGCCUAAUGACAGUGGAUCUUGGUUCGGCAAUGCACUGUCGUGUUUUACCAAAUUUGAUCCUGCAAAUACAGAUCUAGAGCAUUGCCCGGUCUUUUUGAAUGUGCAGAGAGCACUGGAUACCAACGGCUUGCUUGCUAGCUAUGUAGCUUUUUCGAUGACCUCCCUUGGACACAGCCCUGAAAGAUUCGUGGAGCAAGGAGUGAAGCUAAUGACAAGAAUUCUUGAGUCCGGUUGGGUAGAUGCCACUCUCCGGAUUCUGAGCAAUGUAGUACCGCUCUUUCUGAAGUGUCCGGAUAUGAUCCUGUCUUGUCAUGAUUUCUCGCAAAUUUUGGAUACGCUGGUUCAUUUAGAUGCCAAUAAAGCUGGUUACACAGAGAAACUAUGGCAAUACCCUGAGCCAGGCCUUCAUAGUCAGAUGCUUGCUUCAAUCAUCACCAACCAUGUCGUUGUUAUGUCAAAAAAGUCUGCAGAAACAUGCCAAUCGAUGAUAACUUUAUGGUUUUUAUUACUGAGCCAAACACAAAACUGGCAAAGGGAUUACAGUGUACAAAAUUUGCUGGAUCAUCUCUGCAAAGUUACCCAAAUGAUAUUUUCACAUAUGUAUAUCAUCGUCCUUCUUCUUCUGGAUAAAUUUCAGGCCUUGGUUAAGGCGCAGUCGAAUCGUGGCCUUCUCUCGUCAAUGAUGUCGUGGAUAUCGCCAAACGCACCCAUCACUCUUUUGGACAUAAAAAGUCAGCCUGACUACAGUUAUUACGCCUUUGCUGUUUUACAAAUGGAACAGAUGUAUGAAAGCAAAAUUGGUAUUAUGAAAGAAUUGGCUGUGAAAAUGGUAUUGGACAGUAACCUGCAAGUCGAUAUAGCAUACAAGAAAGCAGCUCCGCAUUUAACUGCCUCUUACUUACCACCGCUGCAAAAUCUGACAAUUUACCGAUGGGCUGAUCAGGGGAUGGCAACAGACUGUAAUCAUCCGUUGCUGCCAAUCAUUUGGCAACAGUUCUUCUUACUGUUUUUACAAAAGCAGAACACCGCCGAUGGGUUACCAAGCCGCCUUGGUAUUGGUGAUCGGUUUUUUGAAAAUGACCCCUACUCGUCAAUGGUCAAGAAAAUGCGUGCCCAUUUGUACAAGAUAGCAAGCCAUCACAAAGAAAAGAGCACUAAAGAGGUUGGUGACGAGGAUGGAGGGAAUACGUCAUCAGAUAUAAAAUCUCACAUUCAUGAUGAAACAAUGCAUGCGUCUCUUUCAAGUUUGUACCAAGCAAUGGCCCUGUGGCUUGAAGAACCUCGCCUUCAUGACCCGGACCUUUUUCUUAAUGCUUUACCGGAAAUAUACAAACCUGGCGAAUUAGAAAAAAUAUUUCAAGGUGACGACAGCUUAUGGUUGCACUUUGUUGAUAAAAGAUGCAUUGAGACAGAAGUGGGUUCUGUUCUCUCCAUGUGGACAAUGACAUUGAAUAAGUCGGGCAAAGCAAAACCGUCGGCCAGGAGUCUCGAAGAAACUCGGCAACAGCGACCGACUGCUAGUCAACGGAUCAUUAAAAGACUGAAUCGAGAAAAUAAGCCACAACCACCCUGUUCCAUUGAGGCAACUACCUCUCCGAUUCAAGAUGUUCCAAUGCAGCUGCUUCUUACUCGGCCUAGACUCAUUCAGGACUUGAACGACGAUUUGGAGAGAGUCUUGCUAUUUGCCAAGCGAAUGUGCAUUAAACUUGACGAACACAUUGCUUUGGAUGAGGAAUACUCCGAAGUGCUCUCUGAUCUUUAUGAUAAUAUGCUGGUACAAGAGAUUUUGCGCCUACCCUGUGAUGGUAAAAAACGACCGUGUGCUGGACCAGCCAAAGUAGUAGCUCGGUACCUUCAUAAGCACUUGAAGGAUCACAAUGCACGGAGGCUGGAAGAAAACCGCAACACGUGGGAAAAAAACCUUGAAGAGCUUACACAACCAGUCCCAUAUGAUCUCUGCACAGGAGCAGUUAAUGUGGAAAGAGUGAUUACGAAGCUUUUGAAAAGCUUGCAAUAUGCAAAUGCCAAUCAGAAAGAGAGCCUAGAAGAUGCAGGCAUUCAAUUGUUUUACCUCUUGGCGUCUCUAAUAAAUGGUGAUGUCAAAAGAUGUCACCCGGCUAUCCAGUUUUUUUCUUCAAGCACAGAGGUCCUCGGAAAAGAAAUGAUAGCUGAUAAUGAAAAGGAACAGCUACGGCUCAUCAAAACAAUCUUCUCGGAAGAAGCAACCGUCAGCUUCCUUGCGCCACAUUUCAGCCCCCACCACCGGCUACGAACAUUCUUAAAUUUGUAUGUCUCAGUGACAGAAUACUUUUCCCCAGAAACAAUAACGACGUCGUUUGUAUUGCUUUCGAAGUUUGACAUUAGAUCGUGGCUUUCAUUAGAGCCGGCAUUAUCAGAGCGCAUUUUCUUUGCUCGCACAAUAAUUGCAGCUGUCGCAAAGUUUGGCGUGGAGCCUACUAAUGAGCUAGAAAUGCUGUUUUGCCUCUACCGUUCUCAUUUCGUCUUCUUACUCAGUCAUAAAUUCCCAAGGCAAUACAGUGAGGUUUUGCGGCUGAUGGUAGAGGCCUCCGAUAAAGAGACUCUUCCCUUUCUUUGCUGGGGCGACUUCCUAAAUGUCAUACGUUGUGACAAUGGAGAAAGGUCCCUUUCACCGUCGUACGAGUAUGUUGAACUUGGUACAAAUGAGGUAAUUGGCACUGUUGAUUGGCUUGCUGACAUAUUUGCAAAGAUUAGCCAAGCUAGAUAUCAUUCAAACUCGAAGCUUUACACAGCCUGGAGGCUUUAUAUCCCAUAUGUUGCCCGAUUCUUGAAGUUCUUGUUUACUAAACUGAUAGUUCACUACGAUUCUUGUGGAUUCCCAUCCACUAUUGCCAAAGAGAGGUUUUUAAGCAAAACAUGGAAUCAGAUUUUCGCUGUUUAUCGACCAUGGAUUGUUCCACAUAAGGCUGACAAAUCAUGGCCUGUGCUUUUUGUCGAGGAUAGUAUUCUUCUUGUGCAAUCUUUCACAGAAUCUUGUCGGCUAAUAGCUGAUUUCACAGCCUUCAACUCUGAUUAUAACAUCGGCCUAAACAUGGUGUGGGCUUUCUACUGUGCCGAAAUUGCCUCGGCUCUGAAUCAGGAAAACUCACUACAAAUAUACCAUAGUCUUUUUGCCACCUUGCCAUGGCAAUCAUUUUACCCAUCGCUUCAAGACCUUGAACGCAUGCUUGAGCUUUAUUACGUCAAUGUCCCGGCAUUCCACUUUCUUGGUACAAUUCUGUGCGAUCUGGACUGGACUCUUUUGAUAAGCAAAUACGAACAGCUCGGGUAUUCAGAUCGUUUAAUCAAUUACCUUAAUGCUGUACUGAGGACAUUCGUGACAUUGUCAACAAUCAAACCAUUCAUGGCCCAGGCACGAUCAAAGUUUGAGAACAUAGCAAAUGCCUUUUUAUCUUUUCCAUUGAAAUAUCUCAGCGUUGAUAAUGUCGAAAAUGCAUGUGGCUGGUUUGGUGAAAACUGCGACCCAGCCGCCGUUCUUGAAGACGAAGUUUACAAAAACACAACAAUAAAAAUCCUGAAGGCAAUUUGUUAUUUUGCUGAUGCCAAAAUCGAUAGCGAAGAAGGAUGCUAUUUAGAUGCUCAUACAAUCAUAAAACAGAAUAUCUUUGUACAGACCCUCGUGAAAAUAAUACUACGUGCUACAAGUUUAAAAGAUUUUGUGCCAACAAAGAUGGACAGUUUAAUAUCCACCUUUCUGGCAGACAUAGAGCGCUGGGGAUUAAGUCAAUCGCAAAAUGGUCUGACGCAUUUGUAUUGCUCGCUCUUGGCACUGCUUAACUCUAUCGGGACAUCCUCAGUACUUAAAUCUAUUGAAUCUCAAAUAUUUAGCUUUUUGGUAAACACGAAUAGUGAUGUGGCAAUAAUAAGCAUGCUGUCAGCUGGAUACCGUGUUAUAGCCAGCUUGGACCAGCUAGUGGAGCUUUCCGAAAUUACAAUAGAAAACUUUUUCAAUAAACAGGCUGAUGAGGAUUUAGAUCAAGCAUGGACGAGAAUUUUGAAAGUAUUGCUUGUGCCAGAGUUAAAUCAAGGCCAGUUUUUGAGAAAGGCCCUUACCAAACAAUGCUGGCUCACAGUUUAUGUCUACAACUUACAAAGGUUGUCGUUAACAAGCAAUCUCGCGGAAGAUCUCACCAUACUAACAGAACUAUUUCACUGGUGCCUUCAAUUGCCACCAUCACCGCUUUGCCCGGAAAAAACUCUCUUGAUUUGGUGGCAAAUUAUGAAAGGAGUAAAAAAUCAGAUUUUUGGGAACACCGAAGACCGUGAGUAUGGAAGCCUUGCCCGUUAUCUCCUGUCGUUUGCAAACUCUUGCCAACAAUACUGCGAAGAUAAAUCUUACGCUGGAAUACUUGGUGCGAUUGGCCUAGGCAAGAAGAGCUCCUUUCCGCCAGAAUUCCGGCUGAUAGCACGGAGCAUGCAUGUCUUUCUGUUGGCACAAAUUCCCCAUUCGGGCACAAGAUUGCGCUGUUUCCCAGAUGCGCCCGGUGAUAUUUCAGGACAAGUGGGCAUAGGGAAUCAAGAAGCCAAGGUAGCCCUGCAAAAUCUGGUUAGUCUAAAGAAGAGUAAAACAUACGCUACAUUCAAGGAAGAAAUUAACUGGUUGUCUGAUUUUAUUGCCAAUCCAAAGACUUGUUUAGCAAACGGGGAUGAAAUACUUAUUUAUACCUGUAAGAAGUUCUACUCAAAAGUAAGUUACAUAGCUGCGACGAUCAGUAAAGGGUCAGAAAAACAACCUUCUCAGAUUCCCUCGUGAUUCUGUUCGUGUUAUUUUUUAGUUACUUUUGAUCUUGAUUCUUGUGGAAAUAUGUAGUUAAAAAUUUUGUUCAUGAUAAAUUAUUAACAACACUAAAUUUUUGAGUUUCGUAAUUUAUGCCUUGUUUUGCACAAUAUUGUGUUGUGGCUUUUAUGAUAGCAAAGCAGAAAAUAGAUUGUUAUAUAACUGCCAUUGUAUCGACUAGACAUUUACAAUCGUUUGAUAAGGAUAGUUGCAGAUAAUCAAACAUAAGAUUUGCUUCAAUGGAUUUCUUGGUGAAUUCAUUUGUUUAUCCAUCCCUAGGUUUACUGCAGGUCAGUUUAGAAUCAAAGAAUCCAAAUCCAUUUUUAAGGCAAAAAGGAAGAAACAAGCGUCAAGCUAUCGUGUUUGAAUUAACUUCAUUUAUCAAUCAUUUCCUUGUUAACUCGUUAGCUACCCAAACCCUCUUAAAAAGCUACUUUUGCUAUGAUGAUACCAAGAUUCAUUUUUGACUAAGGCUUUACGGCGUGAUUCAGGAGAAGUUUCUUGGCCUGCAGCUGAAAUUAUUGAUUUGUUUUUUUCUGUAUAAACUAGAUUUCUUAAUAUAUUUUAUACGCUUAGUAUAUUCUUAAAAGUUAUAAAAGCUCUGUGAAAUUGCAUGAAGCCAGUCUUCGCAAAUUUAAAAAUAAACCUUUUCUUUUUCGACGUAUGCAAUUAUACCCUGUUGAUUUUUCUCGGUUUUUCUGUUUGAUUUUUCGCUUUUUUAAUUCUAAUUCAGAAUAUUCAACAAUACUUUUCUUCAUGCAUCGAGAAAGGAAAAACACAUUUGCGUUAGAUCGAUUUAUUAAAUGAAAAUGUAUAUGAUUAUAAAUAAUGUAUUUUUAGCAUUGCCUGGUAAAUAGUUAAAAUAUGUUUUGUGAUAAAUGCGAUUCCAAAAUGCAAAGCUUUUCUUGAA
Molecule: messenger RNA, 9793 nt
Organism: Rhopilema esculentum
Lineage: Eukaryota; Metazoa; Cnidaria; Scyphozoa; Rhizostomeae; Rhizostomatidae
Source: RefSeq, a predicted model, not a curated record